Molecule: messenger RNA, 1551 nt
Organism: Dendrobium catenatum
Lineage: Eukaryota; Viridiplantae; Streptophyta; Magnoliopsida; Asparagales; Orchidaceae
Product: probable purine permease 11
Exons: 1
Coding region: 198-1247 (349 amino acids)
Cellular component (GO): membrane
Molecular function (GO): purine nucleoside transmembrane transporter activity
Source: RefSeq, a predicted model, not a curated record
CCCCUAAUUCCAAUUCAGUGGAGCAAUGCCUAAUAAAACCUUAGUGUCAUUUUAUGCGGAACAGAAUCUCCCUGCAGAUCUGAUUCAAAUCACUUUUAUCACUUGAAUCAGUGCAGGAAAACACAAGCUCAUCGGCGUCUCCAGCCGCUGCUAACAACCCAGCCAAUCUUGUAUCCGCCGCUACAUCGCGUACUACCAUGCUCCGUCACUGGACUUGGUGGCUUGUGGUGGCCAUUUACAUCCUCCUCCUCCUUGCCGGCCAGACGGCCGCUACUCUACUACAAAGAUUCUACUACAAUCAAGGAGGUAAUAGCAAGUGGAUGCAGACUCUCACCUUCUCAGCCGGCUUCCCAAUUCUCUACAUCCCUCUUCUUCUUACACCCUCCACCUCCUCUUCCACAGAAGCUAAGCAGCCCCUCAUCAAGAUCUCCCUAAUAUACAUUGCCAUAGGCCUUAUUACUACUGCAGACAGCCUAAUGUACUCAUACGGUCUUCUCUUCCUCACUGUCUCAACCUACUCCCUCGUAAGCACAACUCAACUUGCAUUCAAUGCCGUCUUCUCCUACUUCAUAAAUUCAGAAAGGUUCACACUGCUUACCCUCAACUCAAUCAUCCUUCUCAUUUUCUCCGCUGCCAUAUUAGGUGUCCACUCUGAUCAAGACCCCUCGUCCUCAUCCAACAUAUCGGGUGGUAAAUAUGUGCUCGGCUUCUUGCUGACCUUGGCUGCCUCUGCUACCUAUUCCUUCAUACUAUCUUUGAUGGAGCUGACAUUCCAGAAAGUGAUCAAGAGGCAAACAGUUAAGGCUGUUUUAGAGAUGCAGAUAUACACUGCUCUUGUAUCCACUGUGGGAGCAAUGGUGGGACUCUUCGCAAGCAAAGAAUGGAAAGGAUUGAGGCAAGAAAUGGAUGGUUUUGGGAAGGGAAAAGUUGGUUAUGUGAUGACAUUGGUUUGGGCUUCAGUUGCUUGGCAGGUGACUAACGUGGGACUGGUUGGGUUGAUAUUUAAGGUCUCCUCACUCUUCUCCAAUGUGAUUAGUACUCUGGGCACACCCAUAGUGCCAGUGUUUGCAGUUUUUCUGUUUCAUGAUAAAAUGGAUGGGUUAAAGAUUAUUUCAUUGCUUUUGGGUUUGUGGGGAUUUACUUCAUAUUUUUACCAGCAUUACAUUGAUUACAUGGAUGAGAAGAAGGAAGAGUUGCAGGAAAGUGGAAGGCCAAUGGAGAAUGAGAUAUCUACUGUUAUGAAAUAGAACAGGAGAUAAGGUAUGUUUUGUUUUUUGUUUGUACCUAAUUAAGUAAAAUGUAUUUAAUGUAUCAUUACAUCAACAAAAAUUGCAGUUCAUGGAUGUCUGUUGGGUUUAUAAAUUCCUAUGAUCCAGAAAUGCACCCAUUAUGAUGGCAAAAUAUUGGAAGGCAAUCUUUUUGGGUGAAAAAAGGAAAAUUUUUUCAGUUUCUGAAACAGAAUUGGCUUAAAAAAGCAAUUAGUUUGUAAACUGAUAAGAAUUGAAUUUUUAUAAGUUUUGUAGCUUGAAUCAGUUGAUGUUCCAAUGUCAA